AUGCAGCUGUCUUUGAAAAAUCAAUCAGAAGAGACCAGCAAUCUGGGCACGACAUCAAACUCCUCACUUUCAAACCCUGCAGAUGAUGCCGGCCUCAGCACAACAGACAUGUCUGCCCCGCCGCUCACUGACACCUUCGUUCUCCAAGAACCCCUCAAACAACUCAUCAAAGACUACGCCCCGGACUGCAUUGUCGCCGAUGCCUUCCACCGUUGGGUGCCCUGUUGUGAAUAUAGUCUCAGAUGGCAUUCGGCUCAUACAGAAGUCAGCUUUGAUUCUGAGCCCUUUCGAAUUCCGGGUCUUCCUGCUAAGAUAGAACUGACUAGGUCUCGGCUUCCGCCCGCCUUUCUCCGAAUGGGGAAUGGAGUUCCAGCUAAGAUGAUGAUAGCAAAGCAGAACAGUUUUGGACAAGUUAUUAAUAGUUUCUAUGGUCUAGAACCAGCUUAUGUUGAUCAUUGUAGAAAUGCAAUGCGAAAGAAAAUUUGGCUUGUUGGACCCGUUUCUUUAUGCAACAACAAUCUCGAAGACAAGGUGUUGAAGAUUGGAAUAGCAGUUGGGAGUGAGGAAUGGGCGUCGUGGCAAUUGGAGAGGAAGAUGGUGGUGGGGAGGGAGAAAGUGGAGGCAUCUGUGUUAAGGCUGAUGAGUGAUGGUGACGAUGAGGAAGAGGGUGAAAGAAUUAGUGAAGAUGCGUAA
Messenger RNA from Coffea arabica (coffee), 693 nucleotides. RefSeq names its product abscisate beta-glucosyltransferase-like. Gene Ontology annotation, molecular function: UDP-glucosyltransferase activity. The record is from RefSeq and is a predicted model, not a curated record. NCBI's taxonomy places the organism in Eukaryota, Viridiplantae, Streptophyta, Magnoliopsida, Gentianales, Rubiaceae.